AUGGGAGCACCCGGUCAUACCUUGGAGAAUUAUGUUGCAUUUCAAAAUCGUGUACAAGACUUGAUCGAAGCAAAGGUUGUCUCUUUCACUCCAAGACGCCCAAACGUGAACACCAAUCCCAUGUCAACACAUAAGGAUGCUUCCGUCGGUGCCAUUGAGGAGAGUGAUCAAGGUAAAUUGAUCCGUAAGGUUGAAGAGAUUCAAACCCCUAUCGCCAGGAUAAGAGCACAAUUGCUGAAGAGUGGUCUAAUCCCGGAGGAGCUAGUUGCUGAAGAGAACAAUAAAAAGUUAAGGAAUUUUAUACAACAAAUGCUGGAUCAAGGCGAGUUACAAAUAAAUCGUCGUGUCAAGAGCAAGCGCCAGGAAGAGAUAGCCGUGGUGGACAUCCCUUAUGAUGAGGUUAAUGUAGAAAUACCUAUAAGCCCAUUGGUGAUAAAGUUUCCAACACCGUUCGCGUAUGAAUAUGAGAAGGCGGUCCCGUGGAUAUAUCAACCCAGAGCUUUUAAGCAAGGGCAGGAAGACCAACCUUUGAUGAUCAGUGAACCAAACGUCACCUCGAUUAUGGGGCCGGCAGGAAUGACACGUAGUAGCCGAGUGUUCGCACCAAGAACUGCUGAUCCUUCUGCAAAGGCUAAAGGGAAGGAAGCUGCUGUUCAGAUCCCCGUCCCUAAUCAAGAGAUUCAAGACAUGCACUUGUCUCCUAAAGCUACAGUCACACGUGAAGAGGCCGAGGAAUUUCUGAGGAUAAUCAAGAAGAGUGAUUAUAAAGUGGUGGAUCAGCUGAAUCAAACACCUUCAAAAAUCUCCAUGUUAUAUUUAUUGCUCAACUCAAAAGCACAUAGGAACUCGUUGUUGAAAGUAUUGAGCGUCGCACAUAUCACAAAAGACAUAACGAUAGAACAGUUUGACGAUGUGAUAACUUGUCUGACCACUGGAAAUUUUUUGGGUUUUAACGAUGAUAAACUGCCAGUCGAGGGAAAGAACCAUAACAAGGCCCUACAUAUCUCCCUGAAAUGCAUAGACACUAUACUAUCAAGGGGGUUAGUAGACACAGGUUCCUCGCUGAAUGUCAUGCUGAAGACCACUUUGACAAAGCUGCCAAUGGAAGGGAUAAGUAUGAAGCCUAGCAUCCUAAUUGUAAAGGCAUUUGAUGGCUUAAGGCGAGCAGUGAUAGGAUAG
Molecule: messenger RNA, 1179 nt
Organism: Lathyrus oleraceus (garden pea)
Lineage: Eukaryota; Viridiplantae; Streptophyta; Magnoliopsida; Fabales; Fabaceae
Exons: 1
Coding region: 1-1179 (392 amino acids)
Source: RefSeq, a predicted model, not a curated record